This is a messenger RNA of Juglans regia (Persian walnut), 1069 nucleotides long. RefSeq lists its product as uncharacterized. Lineage: Eukaryota; Viridiplantae; Streptophyta; Magnoliopsida; Fagales; Juglandaceae. The transcript is spliced from 2 exons. The record is from RefSeq and is a predicted model, not a curated record. The coding region runs from base 123 to 830 and encodes 235 amino acids.
UCUCAGAAACAUAAGGCUAAAAAUUCUCUGUUUCGUUACUGGCGAUCCUAUGCCAGUCCAACUGACGACGCGUUUCCCUCGCGUUAUCUGCGCACCACAAACACCUCCACAGAUAACCAGAAAUGGCAAUUACUGUCAAAAUACCAAGUUCCAAGUUUCCUUCAUCAAAUCAUCUUAGAAUCCGAACCAUACCCCAAGUCGCAUCCCCUUCGUUUAUCCCUAUAUCCCAAAUCUCACCAUCCCAAGCUACAUCAAAAGCCCCUUUGAAUUCCCUCCAGAAAAGCACCACCCUUUCUGAAAACACAAAGUACAAGAUUGAGGCCACUUUACCAACCAUGACAGAGAUAUUGGAGUCCUCAAAGGCCCAGAACCUUGACCUUCAGCUCCAAACUCUCGGACCCUUUUUCAGAAUCACAGCCAAGAGCUUGGAAACCCAAAAAGAGCUUGGGAAGGCUGAGGGCCUGAUAAGGGUCUGGCUGAGAGGGAGAAUUCUUCACUUGGAUUCCAUUAGAUUGAGGAGAGAGACACUGGGAAUGGAGAAAUCAAUCUUUGGUAUUGGUUUGUUCAUUGGAGCUGUUGCUGUAAGGUAUGGAUAUGAUUGUGGUUGCAAGACAGCUGAGUUACUGGCAAUUAAUGACUCUGAUCUUUACCAUUCAAAGCUUGUUAGGUUCUACACCAGAAUUGGGUUCAAGGCUGUACAUGAAGUGACGGGUACAACAUUUGGAGAUUAUGGCCACAUGUUGGUUUGGGGAGGCAUUGGUACACGAAUGGAUGCCAAUGUUGAAGAGCUUCUUAUAAGAUGGUGCACCAGGUUUAAAUCUCGGAAGUGAUUUCACUCUGAUCCAUGUUUGAGCAGAUUUUCAUCAAGACCAUUGAUUGAAUACUUUUUCUUAUAAAUUCUUUGACGCAUAGGCCAGCUAGAGAGUUUUUGGGAAUUAUGCUUAUCCAACUGUAGAAAUUAUUAUGUGAAUGGUUGGUAGCACUGGUCCGAAGCAGUUCCCAGGCCAAUCAGUUUGUAGUUUAACUUUCUGAAUGAGUUUUACUCCAGCUAUCGAGUAUGCAACGUAAA